This is a messenger RNA of Oikopleura dioica, 777 nucleotides long. NCBI's taxonomy places the organism in Eukaryota, Metazoa, Chordata, Appendicularia, Copelata, Oikopleuridae. The record is from the annotation of a GenBank genome assembly.
AUGAAAGUUUUUUCUUUGCUUUUUGUCAGCGCCGCUCAGGCCGAAGUAGUGGAAGAUGAUAUGUGUGUCAGAGAUGGACGUGUCGCCCCAUGCGAUCAAAUUGACAAUUUGCCGGUGGAAGCAACUCUCAAUGGGCUCGGCCGAAUGGAUCAAGAGCGUAGAUAUGUGGAUUUGAAAAUGAUGGCCGAAAAGUGGUGGGCUAGAAACAACGGCGGUGCUUUCGAUGAGCGAAAAUACUGGGCAUAUGGAUGCCACUGCUACCUCUUAGGGGACAGACCAAUGACUGAAAUGGGCAUUGGCAGUCCCGUCGACGCGUUGGAUAACAGAUGCAAGGCCUACAAGGACUGCCAAAAAUGUGCACGGGCCAAACACGGCAACGAAUGCAUUGGCGAAUUUGUCAAGUACACAUGGCGAUACAGCAAGAAGAAUCAAAAUCUCGCCGCCCAAGAGGAUCCAGGAACGUGUGCUCGCGAGUUGUUUGAAUGCGAUCGACAGCUGAUCUAUGAUAUCUGGGAAAAGAGGGAAAUCUUUGACACCCAGUACCACGCCUUCUGGUCAAAUGACGACCCCGCUCUGGCUUUCGAUAACCGAGACCCCGACAAUUGUCCUCGCAAAGGAGGCGUCCGAGUUGAGCAUCAAUGUUGCGGCGGCUACGAUCGACCCUAUCUCUGGCUCAACCUGAACAAGAACCGAUGCUGUGCUACGCGAAAUCAGCAGACCGGCGAUUCUGUCCCUUACGAUGCCGAUUGCGAGCACGGCGAAUGGCUUGGUUUCUAA